Messenger RNA from Vicia faba (fava bean), 933 nucleotides. NCBI's taxonomy places the organism in Eukaryota, Viridiplantae, Streptophyta, Magnoliopsida, Fabales, Fabaceae. The record is from the annotation of a GenBank genome assembly.
AUGGGUGAGAAAAGCAAGAUUUUGAUCAUCGGAGGAACAGGUUACAUAGGAAAACACAUAGUAGAAGCAAGUGCUAAAGCUGGACAUCCUACUUUUGCACUGAUCAGAGAAUCCACUCUUUCAGAUCCAGCGAAAGCUGAUCUUCUCAAUAAUUUCAAAUCAUUAGGCGUCAAUUUGGUCCCUGGGGAUUUGUAUGAUCAUGAGAAGUUGGUGAAAGCAGUUAAGGAGGUGGAUGUGGUGAUUUCCACGGUAGGUCACGUUCAGCUUGCGGAUCAGGUCAAGAUCAUCGCUGCUAUUAAGGAGGCCGGUAACAUUAAGAGAUUUUUCCCUUCAGAAUUUGGAAACGAUGUCGACCGUGUCCAUGCAGUAGAGCCAGCAAAGUCUGCAUUUGAAACCAAAGUCCAAAUUCGACGUGCUAUUGAAGCGGAAGGAAUACCCUAUACAUAUGUCUCUAGCAACUACUUUGCUGGAUAUUUUCUCCCCACAUUAGCUCAGGCAGGACAAUUUGCUCCACCUCCACCAAAAGACAAAGUUUUCAUCUAUGGUGAUGGAAAUCCCAAAGCGGUGUUUAACAAGGAAGAUGACAUUGGAACGUUCACCAUUAGAGCUGUGGAUGAUCCAAGGACAUUGAACAAGAUUCUAUACAUUAAACCCCCUAAGAACAUUUACUCAUUCAACGAGCUUGUCGCAUUGUGGGAGAAGAAGAUUGGGAAGACUCUUGAGAAAACUUAUAUUCCAGAAGAUAAACUUCUCAAGGAUAUUGAAGAGGCACCUCUUCCAAUCAAUGUGAUAUUAUCAAUUAACCACUCUGUUUUUGUGAAGGGUGAUCACACUAACUUUGUGAUUGAGCCAUCUUUUGGGGUUGAGGCUUUUGAGUUGUACCCAGAUGUUAAGUACACUACUGUUGAUGAAUACCUUGAUCAGUUUGUUUGA